AUGACUGAGAGUAGCAGUCACAGAUAUCUUAGAACAUUGGUAUCGGGAAAGAAGAAACGAUUCGUACAGGAUGGAUUCAAUCUUGAUCUAUCAUAUAUCACCGAACGUAUUAUAGCCAUGGGUUAUCCAGCAGACAAUUCAUUGCACAAGAUGAUCAGGAAUGACAUUGACCACGUGUACAACUUCUUUGAGACCUACCACAAGGACCACUGGAAGAUCGUCAAUGUCGCCCAGGAGAUAUCAUACAGUCACACGAAGCUCUGCAACAACGUGCUGGUGCAUGGCUUUGAAGACCACACGCCCCCGCCCUUCCUCGUGCUGUUGCAGAUCAUCGAUGUCAUCCACGCUUGGCUGAGCGAGCAUGAGGAUAACGUCGUGGCGAUACAUUGCAAGGCGGGCAAGGGUCGCACGGGCACAUGCAUCGCUUCAUACCUGGCGCUCUUGACCAAAUUGAAUGAGCCCGACAUCUUUUAUGGAUCAGAUUCGAUACUUAGUACAACAGUCAACUUCUUUAGCAGCAUGCGUAGUAUCAGUGCUAGCUGCGUCAACGUACCAUCACAACGACGAUACAUUGGCUAUUACAUCUCCUACCUCAAAGGUGAGGUACCUCAAUCAGUCCUCCUGGCGCCACCCCAAUACCGUCUUUGCAACAUAGAGUUCCUCUUCUUCCCAUCCAACACCCUAUUGAUCACUUCAAUCGAGAUACAUAAUAGAUAUGAUCCAAGAGAUAAGAGGUUGCCAUUGAUACUGCAUGUUAACAACACUCAAUCAGUGUAUGUAUCAUUCAUUGGCUACACAGGGGCGACCUGUCCUGGCGACAAUGCCAUCGGAGCGUCAUGA
Acytostelium subglobosum LB1 is the source of this 840-nucleotide messenger RNA. RefSeq lists its product as hypothetical. The record is from RefSeq and is a predicted model, not a curated record. The transcript has 2 exons. Gene Ontology annotation, cellular component: plasma membrane; cell projection; cytosol. The coding region runs from base 1 to 840 and encodes 279 amino acids. Gene Ontology annotation, molecular function: phosphatidylinositol-3,4,5-trisphosphate 3-phosphatase activity; protein tyrosine phosphatase activity. Gene Ontology annotation, biological process: regulation of phosphatidylinositol 3-kinase/protein kinase B signal transduction; negative regulation of cell population proliferation; protein dephosphorylation. NCBI's taxonomy places the organism in Eukaryota, Evosea, Eumycetozoa, Acytosteliales, Acytosteliaceae.